Siniperca chuatsi (mandarin fish) is the source of this 8951-nucleotide messenger RNA. It is a transcript of the gene man1a1, whose product is annotated as mannosidase, alpha, class 1A, member 1. The transcript has 12 exons. Gene Ontology annotation, biological process: carbohydrate metabolic process; N-glycan processing. Gene Ontology annotation, cellular component: extracellular exosome; endoplasmic reticulum; Golgi membrane. Bases 265 to 2133 code for a protein of 622 amino acids. Gene Ontology annotation, molecular function: mannosyl-oligosaccharide 1,2-alpha-mannosidase activity; calcium ion binding. Lineage: Eukaryota; Metazoa; Chordata; Actinopteri; Centrarchiformes; Sinipercidae. The record is from RefSeq and is a predicted model, not a curated record.
GUCAGUCACGCCUAUCUACCGUUGCUUCCUGUGUGAACCGUUGGACUCGGUCUGUCUGCAGAGAGUCUCCGGUAUGGGCUGCCGCCUUACUCCUCAACUUUUUAACCGAGAUUUUACCACUGUUACUUUACAUUUGACACGGUUAAUAUCACCUGGAAAUGGAUUUCUGAACGGAUUAAUCCGAAAGUGAACCCGACGUGAGUUAAGUCGACCGUUUAAAUUCAUUUUUUUUUUUGUUGUUCGAGUUGUUGAAGGAAGAGGAAAAUGCCAGUUGCAACUCUUCUGCCUUUUACCGCGACUCCGAAUAGGAAGUCUGCCAGCCCGACCUCUUUCAGGUUGACAGAGAAAUUUAUUUUGUUAUUAGUGUUCAGCGCUUUUAUAACCCUAUGUUUCGGGGCCAUCUUCUUCCUACCGGACUCUUCCAAGCUGCUUAGCGGAGUUUUCUUUCAUUCCUCCGCGGUGGAGACCAACACCCGCACCGGUCCGGACAGCAGCGAUUCGGGUUCGUCUGGAAACGACGAGAGGGUCCUGGCCAAAAUCAGGAAAGACCACGAAAAAGCUCUGUUAGAGGCCAAGGAUACUCUACAAAAACGUCCCGACGAGAUAAAACAAGACAUUAUAAAUGAGAAGGAGAAAGUUGCGAAGGAGAGUAUGGGUCAAGGUGGGAAGGAUGUCAAUAAUUUACCUUUCGUUGAGUAUCACCGCCCGCCCGGGGCGACUGGACACGAACCUCUGGACCCCGAAACCAAGGACAGACGGGCUAAAGUCAAAGAGAUGAUGAAACACGCGUGGGACAGCUACCGGCGCUACGCCUGGGGUUCCAAUGAGCUCCGGCCCGUCUCCAAGCAAGGCCACUCCAGCAAUCUGUUUGGCAGUAUAAAGGGAGCGACUAUAGUUGAUGCUCUGGAUACCCUCUAUAUCAUGGAAAUGUUUGAAGAGUUUGAUGCUGCAACUGACUGGGUAGAGAAGAACCUCGACUUUAAUGUGAACGCAGAAGUGUCUGUGUUUGAGGUAAACAUCCGGUUUGUUGGAGGUCUGCUGUCCGCCUACUACCUGUCUGGGAAAGAGGUAUUCCGUAGAAAGGCGGUGGAGCUGGGUGAAAAGCUGCUGCCAGCCUUUAAAACGCCCACCGGCAUCCCCUGGGCUCUGCUUAACCUCAAGAGUGGUAUUGGUAGAAACUGGCCCUGGGCAUCAGGUGGCAGCAGCAUCCUGGCAGAGUAUGGCACCCUACAUCUGGAGUUCAUGCACCUCAGCAAACUCUCAGGGAAUCCUGAGUUUGCACAGAAGGUAAUGAACAUCCGGAAAGUACUAAAUCGUCUGGACAAACCCCAGGGGCUGUACCCCAACUACCUGAACCCCAACAGCGGCCAGUGGGGCCAACAUCACGUGUCCGUGGGUGGCCUAGGUGACAGUUUCUAUGAGUACCUGCUCAAGGCCUGGCUGAUGUCUGACAAAACUGAUGAGGAAGGCAAGAAGAUGUACUACGAUGCCCUGCAGGCAAUAGAAACCAACCUGAUGAGGAAGUCGAGCGGUGGGCUGACCUACAUAGCGGAGUGGAAGGGGGGGCUUCUGGAGCAUAAGAUGGGUCACCUGACCUGUUUCGCAGGUGGCAUGAUCGCUCUGGGUGCUGAUGGGGCGUCCAACGACAAGACGGGCCACCAGAUGGAGCAGGCCGCCGAGAUCGCCCGGACCUGUCAUGAGUCUUACGCCAGAACCGCUUUGAAGCUGGGUCCGGAGGCGUUUCGUUUCGAUGGCGGGGUCGAGGCCAUCGCCACCCGGCAGAAUGAGAAAUACUUCAUCCUCCGUCCCGAGGUCAUAGAGACGUACAUGUACAUGUGGAGGUUCACCCAUGACCCCAAAUACAGGGAGUGGGGCUGGGAGGCUGUUCAGGCCUUGGAGCAGCAUUGUAAACUAGAAGGAGGCUACAGCGGCAUCAGAGACGUCUACGCUUCAACUCCCAACCACGACGAUGUACAACAGAGCUUCUACUUGGCUGAGACACUCAAGUAUCUCUUCCUGCUCUUCUCUGACGACGACCACCUACCGUUCGACCACUGGGUCUUUAACACCGAGGCUCACCCUCUGCCGGUCAUCAAGAAGGACAAAACAGACGGACCCAACGAAGUGGAGUAGCGGACCCUCCUUCGCUGAAACCCAAAACAAGUGCGAGAACCUCUGAUCCUGUAUACCUGAGCCUCCAGCUGUCUGUCUGAAAACAGUUUAGCCAUUUGGAGUCCCCAAUGGUUACAGAUGCCUCUUGAGUGGACUUCACUUUUUAUUUUUAAUGGGAUCAAAAUAGAAUUCAAGCCUGUUGGCGCUGAAAUCUUGCUGUAGAAUCCAGUUUUGUUUUUUGCAUAGGUUUUUUUUUUUCUUUCAGACUUUUGGUUGAGUCCAGACAUCUGACCUGAACCAACAUUUUGACUGCCGGAUAACGUAAUAACUCACCAAAAGAAAGCAGUGAUAUCGUCAGAGUUUUUAAUAUUCUUGAAUUAUAAAAUAUUCUCUGAUGAUCUCAUUACAUUAAGUGGCAGUUUAUUUCACUAUUUUGUUUAUUUUAACUCAUUCAGAGGGACAGUAUGACCAGUUAUCACAUUAUUCGUCAGUGAGUUUGUUGUUAGUAGCUACAGCUCCGCCUGUUUUAGUUUUUUGUGGAGGAGAAAACUGACAGAACCGAAUCAGUCUUCUCCCUAAUGUGGAUUUUGGACCUGAGCUUUGGGCACCAAACCCAGAAAGACUCCAGCUCUCGUCUGAGGAUUACAAGGCUGGCUUAGCGAGCUAAAAGGACGCUCCGUUCACUUCACCUGCGUCGUCUUUUCCUUCUGCUGUACUGCUUUAAUAUCCGAAUAGGAACCGGUUUCCCUGCGCCAACGCUGGUGCCGCUGCCACCCAACUUCUGCAUUGUCUUCAGAGAAACAUUUGCUUUUAUAAAAACAUGUGGUUGUCUCUGUAAGUAAAGGAAAGACGCAGCACAACCCAAGCCUCUUUUUAUAAACCCACAGAACUUUUAGACUUCUGCUCCCCCCCCUUUCCCAUUACCUGAACACUGCUUCUUCGUCCCUCUGAGUUAGGUGUGACACAGGACGGCCGGCCACACCAGCUCUCUACCUGCCAGUAAUUUCACUUUCUCCCCACGACGUUUACACAGAGCUGUUCCUCCUCUUCUUCUGCUUAUCUCAUCAGUUCAUCUGUAUCUUUUAUGGCUUUUUGGAUUCUGUUUUCUCUUUCUCACAUUUGCACCAAUAUUUCUGGGGUUUGACCAAUACAGGUUUUUCAAAGCUGAUUACUUUUUAUUUUAAACUGUGUAAUCAUUUCCAUCCAAAUAUUAUCUAUUUUAAAUUACAAGUUUGCCAUUUUUCCCUCAGGAUUUUAUUUAGUAUUAACUGGAAAAAAAACCCUCAUUUUUAAUGAUUACACGGUUGUGAAAGUAAAUGAUACCAUUGUCUGAGCAAAAAAAAAUUUAAAAAAACUUACCUCAAGGUAGCUUCAUGGUCUUACUCGGCAGAUGGAGUUUGCUCAGCUGUGAUGGAGCAUGGAUGAGUAAGGCUGUGAGGUGCAGUUGAAUGUUCUGGAAAAAGCCAGUAAGUGGACCUUGAGUGAAGUUUUUUAUUUUUUUUAUUUCUUAUUUUCCUAAAUCAAGAAUAAAUUUUCACGCUCAAUAUUAUUGUAGGAUUAAGGUCUCUGAAAUGAAGACAUUUUAUCUUAUUUCCUUGUUCUGGAGUCUUGAUAUUCCACAAACAUUAACAGCAAAUGUUAAUUUGAACAUUUGCAUGCGUAAGAACAGAAUCUUUACAGCCUGGGACACUAAUAGUCUCCACUAAAGAGGAUAUUGAUUGAUCAUAUUCAUCAGCAAACCUGUGUGUCGGUCAAACCCUCUUUUUUGUUGUUGUAUUGCUUCUUUUUGUCUCCGUCCUCCAGUUCCAGAGUAGGGCAUGCUGUAGGAUCUUCUCUCCUCUAUGAGGAGACGUGGACACGCGACUUUGCUGUAAUAAUUCACCUUCACACACACACACACACACACACACUUACACACAAGAAGCCAUGCUGAUUCAAUACAGCUUUACCAUUCUGUCGUUGAGACUUUUGUUCCCUUCAUCCUCCACUUAUGGGGGGGGGGGCGUGUCACUGUACACAAACUGUUGCUGUUAUUGUACAUUUUAUGUUGAGUGAGAGCUCAACUCGUCAAAGUCGCGCUCGCUUGGUUAUUUAGUUGGAAUUCACGGUAAAGAUUUCUCCUGAUACCACACAGAACUGUAGCCAGAUAAAAUCCAGUUUAGUUCUUAAUCUAGUGCCUUCACUGUUGAGUCAGAGGGAUACGCAGCUCACACAAACAUAAAAGAGUAGUUUUAAAUAGUCACAGAGCUUUAAGUAACGUUCCCAUGUCUCAGAUGAGGAUUAUACCCAAACCAGUCACUGCUUAAAGGAUAAUUGCUUUUUAAUUCGAUAUUCAAUGUAAUUUGGCUUGAAAGUAGCCCAAGAGUUGAUGAAAACUUGGCUUCUUUGUGAUAAGUUUGGAGAUCAGACCACCAAAGGUCUAUCUGAGGAUCACAUAAAAUAGUUUCAAAAUUAGAAGAAGUCUUAUGUGCCGAUACUAUUCUUUCUCUCGAGUCCUAGUUUGGCCAACAUCUGUCAGGAACCAGUAGAGGUACCAGUCACCAGUUAUAUCCUUGACUAUACUGACAUCUAGUGGUGGGAUUUUCCAAUUACAGUCCACACCAGACCUGGGCUAAAUGACUGGAGUCUGACAAGUCAACAACAUUAUGUAAUAGUCACUUAUAUACAAAUGAUUCUCACCGAUGAUUCUCUGUGAAAAACUUCUUGCUCCAAAAUGUCGACUGUUUUGUUUUACUUGAGAUUCCAGUAAAUAAUUCAAAGAGUCGCAUAAUUACAAGAGGUCAGAAUUUUCUCAGCUCGUGAAAGAAGGUAAAAUCUUAAUUGAAGUAAAAAAAAAAAAGAAAAAGAAAAAUCACCAAAUCUGGAUCUUUAAAAUGACGUAUUUUACGUAUCUUGGACCUCUGAUUGAUGGAAACUGUUGCUUCGGUUGAUUGAAAGAGCUUCAGUCAUUAGCUUUGGCAAGUAUUCAUUAGUUUCAGCCUUUAUCUUGUAUAUUUGAAUGUGACACAGAGGUGGUGCAUAAUAACUCUCUCUGCCAACAUUCAGCUCUCCCAGCACUCCUGCUCCCACAAAUGAGCUUUAAACUGUCUUUAAGUGUCACUGGGAGAUCUGGCAGAUGGUAAGUCAUUAGAAAAUCCAGUCAACAACAGAAUCCACAGUCUGAAAUACUUUACUAAAGUAGAUUAAUUUAUUUCAGCUGACUGAACUGAGUGACAGUUUCAACCACAACUGGAGUUUCUUCUCAGCAGGUUUAAAGACAUUUGGCCCAGGCAUCACAGAGCAGGAGAAUGAAGCCGACACAAACACUUACUGAGACCGACUAUACAGCAGUCUGUAAAGGAAAAGUCCACCAUAUUUGGGAAGUAUGCGUGAUGAUUUUCAUCAAAAAAUACCCAGAUGGAUUCAAAAGUAGAUAUUUUCCACAUUUUAUGUCCCCAUUUUAAAGAAGGUCCUCUUGCAACAAGAAGAACCCACAAAACCUUCACAUUUAUAGAAACUAAAGAGAAAAUGCAGAGAAAAAGGCAAAUGAGCUACUGAUUUUGCUUCACAGUCUUGAGCAUGUUAAAAAAGCAAGAAAUGGUUAAACUACACAGUGUUUCCGCUGCAAAUGGUGUUUUUAAAUCCCUGAUGAAGUAAUUUUUUUUAUUUGAUUCUCACCUGGUUGGAAUUAUUCAAAAUGAACACUGCUAAAUUCCCUAAUUUUCCCUUAAUUUCUUAAAAAGAUCAAAUAAAAUAAAGAAUAUGCCCUACCCGCGUAAUGGCCAACGCAGUCAUAUCAGUCAGUAGGCCUGCCGGUUCAAAUUUCAUAUAGUUUUAAGUUUCUGAGCUGUGACAAAUCCCUCCAUGGUCUUUAUAUCACUGUACAGACGACCGUGUCUUCGUGUUUAAUCUGUGUUUUGUUUCGUUAGAGUUGGUUCAGAGGCAUUUAUUAUCCAUGUGAUGUUGUGUUAUAAUGGUUGAUUCAGCUGAUUGUGUUAAUUUAUUCUGUAGUAAGGAACAUAGGACUUGGAGGGUUUGGGAGCUGACCCCCAGGUGGCGCUGUGGAUGUAAUGGUUCGUGACUGGACCCUAAAUAUGGAGCUUCACAACUUUUUGUGGGUAUUUGCAUUUAUCUACCCACAUCCUGAAGUGAUGUCUGUAAAGGUCCCGUAGGUCUUGCAUUUUUUAACAUCAGUGAUGACAAUAACGAGCUGUUAAGCUUCCACAUUGGUCUUAUAGUAAUUACACCACCAAUAGUACCACCACUAAAUUCUAGGUGUUCAAAAAUGCUACACAUGGUACCUUUUUAAAGUGAUGUUUGCGAUGGCAAAAAAAAUGUGGUUUAAUGCCAGAGAAAGGGCCAAAGAAACCACCUGGGAGUCAAUCUAACAACCUUACAGGAGGACAGGAAUUGUAUGAAUGUACCAUCCAAUGUGAAGUGAAGAAUAUUUUAUAUGCAUUUUUGUCUUCGUGUGUUCACUUCUCUGUGCUGUUGUUGUUGUUUUGUCUUUUAUCUUGGAAAGCACAAAAAGUUGAAGUAAUGUGAGCAGGCAGAGAAAAGUCUGCAGUUUCCUGUGUGAUGGGCCUGUUCGCGUUUCUGAUGGCUGUUAAAUGCAGCGACGACAUGCCGUUAAUGUAGGAAAUGAUCCAAAUCUGCCACAUGACGUGUAUCAGCACAUGGUAGACACACAUUUUCGUUUUUAUUGUCAUUUAUUAUUCUGAGGAUCUGACACAUACACAUGGACAUAUCGGAAUAUUCAGCUUUAUAGCAUAAUAAUAUAAUAUGUGUUCAUCGUACAGUAUAGUGUUAAGACACUGAAGCUGCUUGAUGUGAAUACAGAGAAAGAGAGACACAUAGUCAGAAACCUGAGUCUUGAACUAACGGCUAGAGAUUUAAAGUACUCUGCAGUCGUUUACCUUCUGCUUCUGAUGAUUCAUGAUGAGCCUGUUGUAUUUAUGGAUCCCAUAGUUACAUGAUUCUGCUUCAUCAGUGUUUUGGUUUAUGUAUGACAAGCUCAUGGACACUGAGUCACUGAUAUCAGCUUGUAGAGAUGUGUGUUGACCUUAUAGGGCCAGAGAACGCUGGUAAUGAAGGAAAAAGACAUUUUUACAGAUUGUAGAAAACAGCUAUGAUGUAGCUCAGUGUCCAUUAUAAAGACACUUUAAUGUUUUUAAUUUCUGCCCUAUAAAUGGGAUUUUAUCCUGCAAAUUAAAAAAAAUGGCCAAGUUGCAACCUAGUGUUGGUAAAUAUUGAGCUGGUGACCAAUGAAAAUGACUUUCCUUUUUAAGGGAACAGCUCGUGCCAUGCUAGUUUUAUUCAGGCAGUCAAAUGAAUCUUUUGGCAAAGCAUAAGAUAAUUGAAUAUAAUAUAAUGCAGCAGUUAAUGCAAUUUCAGUGAUGAUUGAGUGUAUUUUAGUUUAAGUUGCCAGCUGGCGUGUGGAAAUGAUGGAGUCGACCACUGGUGAUAGCGUUCCUUCCUGAGAAACAAAUGGUUUGAAAAAUCCAUACAGAACUUAAUUUAAAAAAAUGUCUAUUUUAGGCUACAUUGCAACAUUAAGAUAUUGAUGCUGCCAGGAUUUGAUUGAAGUCAAACUUUAUUAAUUCUGAUUAUCUUUGUUCGGUUACAGAUUAAACUUGUAUUCUUACAAAGAUUUUUGUAAUGGUGGGGGUUAUAUUUGCUGUUUUUUCCUAUAAUAAGUAUGAUGAUGUGAGUUGGUAAUUUUUCAAACAUUUAUUAAUGGUCAUUUGAAUGAACAUGUUUUCCUUGUAGAGGAUGUAGUUCAGCCGUUUCCCUCCCCAUGUUAAGGUUUGUUAGUGCAAUCCUACAGUCUGAAAUUAGAUUUUAAUUGCAUUUUGGGGAAAAUAAACAUGUUAAAGUAACUGUGUGUAGACUUGCAACCCCGUAUUUUGAAACCGUGGAGGCUUAGAAACACCAGUCAGGUUGUUGACUUUUAAUUUAGACUCAAAGGGCUGAUCCACUGAAUUUUCCCCAGUAGGAAGUCAGAUUUUUUAGACAUAGCUGGGAAACAACACUAGACUCCACGUUUGGUUGGAUUUACUUCUGUAGGCGCCCUCCUGGAUUCAACUGAAAAAGCUGUUGUUUUUUCACUCGGAUCCGGUCGUUUCACUACCCGAAUAGGAAGGAAAUGCAGAAUGUAUUUGGUUUAUCAUGUGAGCCGUCAGUGUAAGGUCAGCUUUAGCUUUACAUAGUGUGACAUCAGGCAUCUGCUCAUUUCCAAAUGCAGACUUUAUUUGUUUUAUUUUAUUUUUUCUAAAAAGGUUGAAUUGUUUUUGGUGAUUUUCUGAAUAUUGUGUUGACGAUCUGUUGUGUUCCAAUGCUUUUCUAUUGUUGUGUAUUAAAGAGGAAUGCCACCCUUUUUAGGAAUUCAAAAUUAAAUCAGUCCAUUUGAAAAUGCACCACUUUUCACAUCACACUGACAUUACUGUUCUUCACAAGUGGCGCAUAAUCAGUAAAUACGGCUGACCUGUCCUGAGACGCAAAUAAUCAGAAUUUUUAAAAUGGUUGGCGUUGCCCUUUAAAGGUUUAAAUGCGUGAAACCAACCUCAGAAAUGUAUCUGUACAAAAUAUUGCUGAUAAUCAUUCCACUGCACAUAGUUUACUUUGCGUUUAUAUGCAAUAUUUUAAUUUUGUGGGGAAAUCUGUUUUAUUGUGUUAAUAUUAUUAUUGAAAAAAAAAUGUAAAUAUUCCAUUCUGGCAAAUGAGCCGUUCUACAUUUAUAUAAAAAUCUUCUGAGCUUAUGGAUUAAAAUGAUAUUAAUAAGCAGCAGACUUUUUAAUAAACUAUAUUUGUUACACUUCUAUUGUGAAUAAAAAAAACUUUUAAUAAGUGGUGGUUUUGGA